GACUUUCAGAGACAGUCAAGUAGUACUCUUAUACUUAUUUUUUCUUCAAAUAUCUUUAGUAAAAAUUUACUACACCCAUUUCUACGAUUGCUAUAAAAGGUUCUUCUGAGACUGGUGGCUAUUUAGUUGUGGGAAUAUCUCUGGGGACUUCAAAGCUACACAAUGAGAGUGAUCAUUUUUGUUUUUCUGGUGAUUUCUGCCACUACUGAGGGUGUCUGGUACAAUAAUGGGAAUUUCUAUCAAAUAUAUCCCAGAUCCUUUAUGGACUCUAACAAUGACGGUGUGGGUGAUCUGAAAGGUAUUACCCAGAGACUCCAAUAUGUAAAGGAUCUAGGUAUGAGCGGCACAUGGUUGUCUCCUAUCUUUAAAUCGCCAAUGGCUGAUUUUGGCUAUGACACAGCUGACUAUACGGCGAUUCAACCUGAGUACGGAACUAUGGAAGACUUCGAAGCACUAAUUAAGAAAGCCAAUGAAAUUGGAAUAAAGAUUAUCUUGGACUUUGUACCGAAUCAUUCGAGUGAUCAACAUGAAUGGUUUAAAAAGAGCGUUGAUAGAGUACCAGGCUAUGAGGAUUUCUAUGUGUGGCAUCCUGGUAAGAUUGUUAAUGGACAGCGCCAGCCACCUAAUAACUGGGUUUCUGUCUUCCGUGGAAGUGCUUGGACAUGGAAUGAAAAGCGCCAAGAGUACUACUUCCAUGCCUUCUUAAAAGAACAACCAGAUUUGAACUACAGAAAUCAAGCGACUGUGGAUGCAAUGAAGGAGACUCUGCGAUUUUGGAUGCAAAAAGGAGUUUUUGGAUUUCGUAUUGAUGCUGUGCCAUAUCUUUUCGAAGUUCCUGCAGAUUCAAAUGGGAACAUUCCUGAUGAAUCCUUAACCGGGCCUAGUUGUCCAGACCCUACACAUGACUGCUACACGCAGCACAUUUACACUCAAAAUUUGGAUGAAACUUUCGAUAUGGUAUACCAAUGGCGGGAAGUUGUGGAUGAAUUUGCAAAGCAAACUGAUAACGUACCAAGGAUUCUAAUGAUAGAAGCUUAUACGCCAUUGGAAAAUAUGAAGAGACUCUACGAAGAUGGACAUGGACGGGAAGGUGCUCAGCUUCCCUUCAAUUUUGAGCUGAUAAGCAAACUCAACGGAAAGUCAACCGCUAAGGAUUUCAAAGACGUAAUUGAUGGAUGGAUUAGUCGUCUGCCUCAAGGAAAGGAAAACAAUUGGGUCCUAGGGAAUCAUGAUAAUAAGAGAAUUGCAUCGAGAUUUGGGAUUGAUCGGGCAGAUCUCAUAAAUAUACUUCUGCAGACACUUCCCGGGAUGGCGGUUACCUACAAUGGUGAAGAACUAGCUUUGAAGGAUGUCUAUAUCAGUUGGGAAGAUACCAUAGAUCCUGCUGGUUGUAAUACAAGUCCUGAUGUUUACGAGCAAUAUUCAAGAGACCCAGUGCGAACUCCUUUUCCCUGGAAUGCCAAUAAAAAUGCUGGCUUCUCUAAUUCUGACAAAACUUGGCUUCCUGUCUCAUCUGAUUACAAAGAAGUUAAUGUUGAAGCACAGGAAAAGGCAACCCGUAGUCACCUCAAGUCCUUCCGAAAACUGACAAAGAUGCAUCAACAUGAAAAAGCUUUCACCCAGGGGCAACUUUUGAUGAAACUUGUUGGAACGGACAUCCUGGCGUACGAAAGGAGGGUUCCUGGUACUAAACCUGAGGAAAACUUUGUGAUGAUCUUGAAUUUUAGCAACAAUACUCAUAAAGUCAACAUCCCACAACUUUUCCCGCAAAUGUCACAAAUGUAUCGCAUCGAAGUUGUUUCUAUGCACAGCCUCAGUCAUAAGGAAGGGGACACAAUUGACGGGAAGAACUUUGAAGUAAAACCCAAUGAAGCUUUCGUACUUCGUGGAGGAGCUCCAAGACUUUAUUCAUAUUUGAUUUUAUGCUUCACAAUGUUCUCCGCAUUCUUCAACAUCAAGUUAACCCGUGCCUGAAACCUCCCGCCAAAUUCAUUUAGUACUUCCUGUAAUUCCUUUUAUAAUUUUAAUUAAAAAUUCAUCAUCUUA
Molecule: messenger RNA, 2046 nt
Organism: Lutzomyia longipalpis
Lineage: Eukaryota; Metazoa; Arthropoda; Insecta; Diptera; Psychodidae
Product: maltase A1-like
Exons: 4
Coding region: 163-1974 (603 amino acids)
Biological process (GO): carbohydrate metabolic process
Source: RefSeq, a predicted model, not a curated record